AUGGGCUCUAUCGACAACUCAACAGUUUCUUCAAACUUCAAAACGGAAGAAGACCAGUCACGUGUGAUUGACGGCGGACAGGCUGAGGACCAUUUAAGAACAAGUGAAGUUAGCACAGAAAUUGAAAUUGAAGGAAAUGAUUCUCAAGAUUCAACACUGGUGACAGUUGAAGAGCAUGGAAAUGAACAGGACUCUACACAAAUAAUGCAUAAUGGCGUGCGGUAUGACGAGUAUUCACGUGGUAAGCAUGAGAGUACUGUUGGUAAAAGAGAGACUGAGACACAGAUAUGCAGAACAAAUUCUUCAUUGCAGAGUUCAAAUACGCUCAAUGGAUCCGUUUUAUCUCUAUGUUCCGUGAUAAGUAGUUCUCCGCUACAAAGACCACAUGAAAGCCAGAUCACAAAUAUUUCAUUUCCGCAGCAACCGGAGGAUUUUUCUGAAGAUCAACAAAUAAAUUCUAGUGCUCUAAUUCGUGGAGUGUUAAUUCCACGAUACACCUUCAAUCAAGAGAUUACAUCACAUCCUGGGCUAGGGCUUAGUUGCCCACCUGUAUCCUACAGUCAAAGCUUGCACAGCUUAGAGACUGCCCACGUUAAUGUACGCAUACAACAAAUCUUAGACAGAGUCGUCCACAGGCGAAAUCAAUCCAGACGCCAAGUAUGCUAUCAUAGGUCCUACCUAGACCUGGACGGACCGCCUUGCUACAUCUGUUCUAUGUCAGACCAACCACCAAAAUACAAGAUAAAAAGGUCAGCACGGCAAAAUGCCAACAUUAAAAUCAUGAGUGUACUUCAGUGUUUGGAAACUUUAAAGAUUGCUCGCAGUCUUCAGAUCUUAAACAAUGGAAGAUCUGCUGGGAUUAUUUAUAGUACAGCACAAAAUCCAAAUGUUGCAUUAUCUGGAUCAACCGUUCCCGAAAUGUCACUUAGUGAGACUGGAGAACACGGAGUAUACUGUAUCGACUACAGCCCUGGGGUCCACCACCAGACUAUUAUAUCUUAUCAGAGUAAUAAUACCCAAGCGUCAACCUCGCUAGAGAGCAACCCGGACAGCAUUCACCACUCACAGGACACACACACACCCCACAUUUCACCUGCAUCUCCUGUACCUACAACCCACAGAACCAGUUCCCUGUGUGAAGUGCCUCCACCCUACUCGCCACCUAACCCAAGAUCUCUCGAAUCUGGGUACUUCGUUCAACGAGAACAAGAACAAGCGCAUCACCAGAGGGAAAAUGUGACCUGCAUAAUUAGACGUUUUCGAUGCUACACAAGCAUGCUGUACAGCAUAGUGUACUCCGUGUUACUGGCAACAAUAACAACAAUAUUGUUGCUCGGACAUGACCAGCCAGUCUUCGUCCUUGCCAGCAUCGUAAUAUUUUUCACUGUUUUCGUCUUCCUGCCAGUUAUCUGGUGUCUCAAGUUCGUACUUCGCUGGAAGGCUGGUGAUUUGCAAAUGGAUGAUACGACAACUGAAAGAUCUAUUGCAAUACACUUCCCACUGCUUUGAAUGCCUCGAUCACAGCAUUCAAAUUCAAAAUUCAAAUGUUUAUUCAGGUAAAGUACAUAUAUACAAGGUGUGAUACAAACAUUGAUGGAUUUAUAUAGAGCUAGUACAUACAAUGCCUAAAGCCACUAUGACGCAAAGCGUUUCGGGCAGCAUGAGUGUAAUUCUGUAAGUUCUACUAAGCUACUGCAUAUCUAAUUAAUGUUUUGCAAUUAAUUACAUUGUAACAUGUUCAUAUUUAAUAAUACAAAAUGUUAGAUUAAGUCAAUAUUUAAAUGAUUAUGUGAUAUAAUUUGAAAAAUUCUUUGUCCAUAAUAUGUGUAGCCUCCAAUACCUAUGGGAUAGGACUGAGAUCUUUGUCAUGAAUCGCGUUCAGUAAUGUAAAAAUUAUUAAUUUAAUGAUGGUAACAGAGUCCAUUUCAUGUGGUCUCCAUCUCAUGUUGGCCUCCGAAUGCAUGAUAGAGCUGAUAAGUUAGCCAAAGAAUCUGCCUUUAAAGACGUUGAGUGUAACCUUGGGUUGUCAAUGAGCAAUCUGAGACCAGCAGUACAACAAGAACUUCAACAAAAUCUUUUAGAUCAGAGGCAAAGUGAAACCGACACCAGUAAUUCCAUCUAUCAUCAAUCAUGCAAGAGGGGCCACAGAUCUAUGGUUCAUCCAAUAAAAUCAGCAGACUUCUAGAUGUUACUACUGCUCGGCUUAGACUCGGUUACAAGUAUCUCUGGGAAUUCUCAUUAUCUGCUGAUGUAGACCUGAACAAAUGUAAACUGUGUCAACAAAAUUAUUCGCACACCCUCCGUCACUAUGUGAUGGAGUGUGAAAAGAUACGUUAAUUCAGGGACAAUUCUGUAACCAAUGUUUCAGCAAUGUGUAAAUAUUUCAUUCAAAAUGAUCUGCUAUCAGAAAUUUUAGCCAAAUAUCCCCAGUUAGCAAACUGUAGGUAGUAACCGAGUGAUU
This is a messenger RNA of Procambarus clarkii (red swamp crayfish), 2461 nucleotides long. RefSeq lists its product as uncharacterized. The record is from RefSeq and is a predicted model, not a curated record. Lineage: Eukaryota; Metazoa; Arthropoda; Malacostraca; Decapoda; Cambaridae.